Brassica napus (rape) is the source of this 1704-nucleotide messenger RNA. RefSeq lists its product as uncharacterized. The record is from RefSeq and is a predicted model, not a curated record. The coding region runs from base 346 to 1704 and encodes 452 amino acids. NCBI's taxonomy places the organism in Eukaryota, Viridiplantae, Streptophyta, Magnoliopsida, Brassicales, Brassicaceae. The transcript has a single exon.
GGAUGAUUUUUAAUGUCAACAUCAUUCCUAUUACAUCAACGUAUCAAGAAUGUUUAAAGAAUAUUCUUAAAACAAAAAAAAAAUCAUAUAUCAUCUUUCAAGUAAUUGACAUUUUCUUUCUUAUUUUUUUUUAUUCAGAGAACGGCAUGAAUCUUUCCUGCAUUUGCCGUUUCUGUUUCUCUAAUCACAAGCUUAAUAUGUUAAUAUUAUGAAUAGACAAAAAAACAUAAACACAUUAAGAGUUUGAUUACUUCAGAACUUCAUUCUUUUGACAGUAAAACAAAAGAAAAAAAAGCUUUGUAUUUGGUUGUGAAGAUUGAAUGAGUAAAAUCUGAAACCUACAACAUGAGUUUUGCUGGUGGGAGAGAUGGAUCUAAAGGUUUGAUGAAGAGGAUUACAUCAACUUUCUCCAUCAAGAAAAAACAGAACACAACAACAAAUGAUCCGAAACCAGUUUUUCCUCGGUCUAGAUCAACAGGUGCUAGCUAUGAAUCCAUGAGGCUGCGUCAGGGGAAAAAGGCUCUUCCUGAUGUCACAGGAAAAAAGACAAAGAGGACCAAAUCUGCAUGUGUCUCUCCUCAAAGAAGACGUGAAAAGAUCGAUGAAUCCAGGAAACAACAGAUUGAAGACAUUGAUUCCAUUUGGUUGACUUCUGAUUCUUCUAGCUCUCUUUUUGGGGAACGUAAAGUCUCUGUCUCGUUUCACUUCUCACUCGAUGAAAGCAUCGUCUCUUGGUUAUCAAAUGCUGCUAAGAAUCAAGAAGACACCAAAGAGAAUCAUCAUCAUCAUCAUCACCAGAAAAGUUCAAAGGAUGCAAAAUAUUCUUCAGAGAACAUACAAAAAGAUGGAAAAUAUGUUGGAACAGAUUCUGCAAAGCCGUGUUCUUCACGUUUACCUGAAAACAACAACAAGACUUGUGAAGAGACAUCUAAUUUCAACAGAUAUGUGAAUCCUGAGUUGACUUCACAGAGUCAUGAAGAAAAGAAAGUUACCUUCUCACUAGAAUCAGAUGUUUCUCCCUCACCGGUUAGCUCAACUCUUGGGCCAUCUACUCCUCCUAUAGCCAUACUAGCCUCGGCUUUGGAGAAAGUUGCGGAGAUUGGAGGUUCAAAGAGAAGGAAUGUUGUGGAGCCGCUUUUCUGGCCACUGGAGCAGAAGUUUGAUUGGACAACAGAUGAUAUAAUGAAGCAUUUCUCCAUGUCUCCUCAGAGAAAAAAAUAUAUAGGGUCCAAAAGUGCUAGUACCUCCCCAAGAUCAAUGAGGGCACAGCUUCAUACGAGAAAGCUAGAUCUCAAAGAAGGGUGUAAGAGAAAACUCAUGUUCAAUGGUCAUGGAUCAAACUCAAAACUAACACAGAUUCCAGAAAUGGAACGAACCGAGAUCAGAAAUAACCGACCACCCAUCAAGAAGAGUUUGAAGAGGAACAAGAGUUUGCCAUCAAGGUUGAGAAACUCGAGCGAAAUAUCUUCAAAAGUGGUACCUAUUGAAGCUACAGAAGAGAGUGUAGAGAUAAGCAGAGAGGAAAAAAAAACACCUAAGAAGCUUGUCAUGACCCGUAAGUCAAGAACAUUUUUAGAAGAUGACUUUGGUUUGAUGAAUGAUUUCUCUAUAGAAAAUGCCGUCGGACUUUGUGAGUUCAGGGGAAGAGAAGGCAUAGAUUCAGACUUCAACACUGAUUGUUUCUUGUUCGAAGAUUCUCUUUGA